Ictalurus punctatus (channel catfish) is the source of this 1605-nucleotide messenger RNA. RefSeq names its product E3 ubiquitin/ISG15 ligase TRIM25-like. The record is from RefSeq and is a predicted model, not a curated record. The transcript has 5 exons. Lineage: Eukaryota; Metazoa; Chordata; Actinopteri; Siluriformes; Ictaluridae. The coding region runs from base 87 to 1157 and encodes 356 amino acids.
AGCUGAAAAGACUCACGCAGCCCAGCCAGGAGACGUCAAAUUGCCGUGGAAAUUACACAACACUCGCAGACUCGUCCUCUGAAGAGAUGGCCUCCAAUUCAUCCAUUAUCCCACUGCUUCUUCCAGAAGAUGAGCUAUUGUGCCCUAUCUGCCAGACGCUCCUGAAGAAUCCUGUGACUAUACCAUGUGGGCACAACUUUUGUAUGACCUGCAUCAGCAAACACUGGAAAUUAGCCUUUGCAUCCAUUUUCUGCCCCUACUGCCGCAGAGAGUUCCCCUCAAAGCCGGUCCUAAAGACCAACACUGUUCUCUGUGCAAUCAUGGAGCAUGUUGGGAAGGUGUUUCCAACGUCUGAGAUUGUCUUGGUUCCAGAUGAAAAACCUAUCUGUAACAUCUGUGAGGAGGGAAGGGAGCUAUCAGCAGUCAAGACCUGUGUGACAUGCCUGGCUAGCUUUUGCAGUGUGCACGCCACACCCCAUACGACUAGCCAAGCGCUAGCCAAACACUGCAUGUGCACACCGGUUUCAGACAUCAAGGAUCUGCUGUGUAAGAAGCACAGCAAAGUGCUUGAGGUGUUCUGCAUGAACCAUGGGGCUGCCAUCUGUUGGCAGUGUACAGCAAAGCACCCCAAGUGCAACAUUUGCUCAGUGGAAGAAAUGAGGACAGACUGGAAGGCUGCAAUCGAGCCAGUGGCAACAGAAGCUCAGGACAGAAAGAAGGCCACUAGUGAACUCUUGGAAGCUCUGAAUACUAUGUCAGAGGGCAUAAAGAAUGCUGCAGUAAAGAUGACUGAAGAUAUGCAGCUCUGCUUUGAAGCACUGAUGAACACCAUUAACCAUGCCCAGGACAGAGCCAUAUCCUUUAUAGAAGCAGAGAAGAUGGAGGCUCUCCAAAAAACAGAAAAGCAGAAGGAACGGUUGGAUGAUCAUUUGCUUUCCAUAUCACUGCUCAUGGAUAAGAUUGAUGAGUGCAUAAACAAUGAUUCGUACUUCAACUUUCUUCUGCCUCUACCACUACUGCCUGCAGAGGUUGGUCAACUGCAGGAUGUUCAACUGGAUGGUCAAGCUGUGGAGAGGAUGAUAUUAGAUAUUCAACAACUUAACAGUAGUCUGGAAUCUCAGCUCAGCACCAUGCUGCAGAGAAGAGAGGAAAUAUGAGAGAAAGGCAAGGCAACUGUAGGGUCCUGAACAAUUAAUAUAGUUCAAGCAUGCAGCUGGCGGGCCAGGACCAGAAUGUACAAUUGAAAGAUUUGGAAAAAAGCUUUCUCUGUUAUUCCACUAGGGGGCAAAAUAGGCCAAUAACGUAUGGGACAUACACUCUGCUACUGACAGAAUAUGCUAAUGAUAUGUAAUUCUUUAGCUAAAUAAAAAAAAAAAAAUGCUUUUACCAAAACAACGAGUUUAGUGGUUUCACAGCAAUUUGGGUUAACAUAUAUAUUAGAGAGAGAGAAAUUUGCAGCAUGGACGUGCACCUGAAACAUCUGCAGGGAUUGCAUGAUACAAUCAUGUCAACAUGGACCAGAAUCUCAAAGGAAUGUUCCCAACACCUUGUGGAAUACAUGAAUUGAGGCUGCUGUGAAAGCAAAGAGAAGCCCUACCCAAUAUU